Messenger RNA from Mytilus californianus (California mussel), 923 nucleotides. Its product is annotated as ATP synthase subunit C lysine N-methyltransferase-like. Gene Ontology annotation, cellular component: mitochondrion. Bases 87 to 722 code for a protein of 211 amino acids. Gene Ontology annotation, biological process: peptidyl-lysine trimethylation; positive regulation of proton-transporting ATP synthase activity, rotational mechanism; regulation of mitochondrial ATP synthesis coupled proton transport. Lineage: Eukaryota; Metazoa; Mollusca; Bivalvia; Mytilida; Mytilidae. Gene Ontology annotation, molecular function: protein-lysine N-methyltransferase activity. The transcript is spliced from 5 exons. The record is from RefSeq and is a predicted model, not a curated record.
CCCAGAGUUGUCCUUCUUGUAUCGUAACACAUGCUUGACCUUGUUAAUGAUUUUCCGUCAAUGAUGAUAACCUAUAAACAUUCAAAAUGACUACAGACAAACUAGACGAAAAAUGUAUCUACUGCAAAGAAAUGGGGCUUACAGAAGCAGAUUUAGCCCUAGGUAAACCCCCAGCAAAGUUAUCUUCUACAGGGAAAGUGAUUGUUGGUGUAAUAGGAGGUCUUGUAGCCGGAGUUUAUGUGGCAGCGUUACCAUUUAUCGUUCCAGCAUUUAGGAAAGUUUGUUUACCUUUUGUUCCUGCCAGUGAAUCACAAGUACGAAAUGUUUUAUCCGCACUCAAAGGAAGGAAAGGGACAUUGUUGGAUAUUGGAAGUGGUGAUGGACGAAUUGUGAUAGAGGCAGCUAAAGUUGGCUUUAGAGGCACUGGUGUGGAACUUAAUCCGUGGCUUGUUUUAUAUUCAAGAUGGAAUGCAAGGAGACAUAAAGUGCAUAAGUUUACAACUUUUCAAACCAAAGAUCUGUGGAAAACAGACGUUGGAAGUUAUUCUAAUAUUUCCAUAUUUGGCGUAGAAUCUAUGAUGGACAGACUAGAAACAAAGUUUGAGGACGAAACUAACAAUGAUGUAAGAAUAGUGGCAUGUAGAUUUCCACUUCCAAACUGGGAACCAAUUGAAACAAUAGGAGAAGGUAUAGAUACAGUAUGGUUGUAUAAAAAACAAUGAUCAAUCAUCAAAUGGAAGAAGUGAUGAAAUGUGUCAGUGGAACAAAGACUAAGAUGGACAGAUCAGUAGACGAACAGAAAAGAAAACAUCAUAGAAUAAGUGGACAUGCUUUCAACCAAUUGUGCUGUCAGACUGUGAUGCUUGGAAUUCUAUUUACAAAAUGGAGAUAAUUGAUUUCAAUAAAACAUAGAUUUGAUACAA